AUGCGAAGCGAGAUGGGAAAUGAAGUACCGGAAGACCUGGAAGAAGGGCUAUCGGUGGAGAAACAGCAAGAGCAACAAUUGAUGAAUAAGUUAGCCUCUCAAGGUCGGCUACCCGCUCGACCCGCUUCCUCCUUUUUACAGAAGAAACUGCAGCAAAGGAAAUUCUUUGACUCCGGUGACUAUGCCAUGGACAAAGAUCGCAGCAAACAAGGUGUACCUAGUGGACGCCUCCCUCAUCCAAUGGCAGCUCCAACGGCCUUGUCUACAACUCGUCCAAUCCCUAAGACAUCUUGCGUUUCUGGUGAUCCCACUUCUCCUGAUGGUGAAACGAAUCUUCAAAUCCCUCGUCCUGACACUGUGCCCCAGAGAAAGGCAUCUAUCAUUAAUCCAGCGGUGCAUUGCAAACUUAGCCCAAUGCCUCACGUUCAGGUUUGUGAUGAAAUGUGUUUUGCUUCAAAGGCGCUCUAUGAAGAGUUUGCUUAA
Haemonchus placei is the source of this 483-nucleotide messenger RNA. NCBI's taxonomy places the organism in Eukaryota, Metazoa, Nematoda, Chromadorea, Rhabditida, Trichostrongylidae. The record is from the annotation of a GenBank genome assembly.